Ornithodoros turicata is the source of this 3022-nucleotide messenger RNA. It is a transcript of the gene pkaap, whose product is annotated as A-kinase anchor protein 10, mitochondrial-like. Lineage: Eukaryota; Metazoa; Arthropoda; Arachnida; Ixodida; Argasidae. The record is from RefSeq and is a predicted model, not a curated record. Gene Ontology annotation, biological process: intracellular protein localization. The coding region runs from base 210 to 2150 and encodes 646 amino acids. The transcript is spliced from 16 exons. Gene Ontology annotation, cellular component: plasma membrane; mitochondrion. Gene Ontology annotation, molecular function: protein kinase A binding.
UUAUAUCCUCGCUCCCACGUUAAGUCGAUCAUGGCCGCUGUCAUCUGUAUUUUGAGCGUUCAAUCGGAAGGCGUUCCCUCAGUUUUUUAAUUAUCCCGUGAACUUAAUUAAUUUCGAUAUGACAUCAGUCGCCAAAUAAGCGCACGAGGAAAUGAUUGUAUUGUUGUGCCGUGUGUUUUAGUACGAUCCCGCCGGAGAAAACCGAUUUGAUGCCACUCUUCAGGCGAAAAGCAGACAAACCCCCGCAACUGAAGCCAAAAUGUGGUCCCGCAACACCUCCACCUUCGAGAGGCAUGGCAAGAAAUGGCCUUAUGUCAGCUGAUGUAGAAGUGACUCUGAUGCCACCUCCUCCAUCUCCUCCUCCCCCAGGACUACAGCAUGCUGAACAAGACUACGAUCCCCGCUUGUGCAUGCGCACAAAGUCACGCCUCUCCAAGACGCUCGAAGAAGUUCUGGCAGACAACAGUGCUAUGGCUUACUUCAUCCAGUUCAUGGAGGAAAGUGGAUCAAAAGCGCUCAUCAAAUUCUGGAUCGAGGCACAAAGCUUCCACGGGUCCUGCCUGCUGAGGACGGCAGCGAACUGCGCUUCCGCGGCGCCCAGCCGGUCGAAGUGCCAGGUUGUGGACGAGGAUGAUGAUGAUGAAGUGUUUAAGGACAGUGCGGUUGCAAGCACAGAUAAGGAGAAGUCCGCUGGCGAUUGUGCGCAGAUUCAGAGCCGGCUACCUACAUUGUUCACCGAAGAUGCUCUUGCGGAAGGCCCCGCGGGAGGACCAGUAUUACCUGUCGAACAUCCGCUUGGUGAAGAAGCCCCAAAGGAGGCCCUCAGUUCCCGAACGCAUUUUACGUGCAACUCGGCCCUCUCUGCCACUGGCAGUAAUAACGUGCACAAUUCCACGGAGACCGACACUGCUCUUGACCCUGCGGAAAGAUCCGCGGCGGAGGUUGGCGUGAGCGCUUUGGUAGAAAAUGGUUCGGAACUGAGGGCAAGUCCAGCAAGAAGAGAUAGCUUAUGCCAAGAUGCGGCUCAUAUCUUUGCCAAGUACAUAGCAAGCAAUGCUCCACUCCCCAUCGGAAUUACGGAGGACCUUCGAAACCGUAUUUCAGAGGCAAUAUCUGAAGAAAGCAUAGAUCCUGACUGUUUCCUCCCCGCACAGAAGUUUGUACUAAAGAAAAUGGAGAAAGAGGUGUUUCCAUCAUUCCUGCGGAGCCCGUACAACUGCAAGCACCAGGUGGACGUGCUGACAAGUGGGAACGUCUCGUUAGCAGACAUCCUCUACAACGACUCUGCGCUGUUCUACUUCAUGGAAUACAUGGAACAGGAACAGUCGAGGCACCUAGUAGAUUUUUUGUUGAUGGCCGACAAUUUUCGGAAGCACCUCCUAGACAAAGGUCACUAUGAUGGACUGCAGGCUCAAGACGAUGCAAUGGUCAUCUAUGACAAAUACUUUUCACUCCAAGCAACGAGUCCUCUCGGAUUCAGCGACGCAAUAAGACUGGAAGUGGAGCAAAACAUUUGCCGCGAGGAAGGUCCGCUCCCAAACUGCUUCGAGAAACCGGUCAUGAUUCUCAUGCAGCACAUGGAGAAGAACCACUUGAGGCACUUCCUGUCGAGCCAGCUAUACGUCAAGUACAUAACCGAGUGUAUACAGACGAUACAAACUGCACAAAGUGAUUCAGACUCAGUAAGGUGGAAGAAGAGAUCAGGAAGCGACAGCAGCAGUAGCGACAUGUCAGUGGCGUCUCACACCAUCAACACCCUUCUCGCCAUGGAUGGUAAACAGCCUGGAGCCAUUGGGAGUAAACGCAUCCUCAAAAACAUUGCCAGCAACGAUAUGAAAAUAGACACGGGCCAGUUUAACCCCGACUCUCUGUGGAAGAGGUCACUCGCAGGGAAACUGCAGAUGGCGUACGUGGACCAUUUGGGAAAGGUCACAACCGAGUUUGAGCCUGAACCGGACAAGAAGACAGGUUCAAAUCUCACCAAAGCGUUCAAAAAACUAGUCAACUGGGAUGUAGAUAAGUUGGUUUUGAAGACACCUUGUAUGUCUAUUGCGGAGGAAGAGCUCGCGUGGCAAGUUGCGGAGAUGAUCGUCAAGGACGUCUGCGCGGUCACUCUACACGCUGACUCUGCACUAGAUGAUAAUGGUUAAAAUUCUGACUCAAGGAGUUCAAGAUCAAAGUUUACCGAGGCUUCCACAGUGUGCAUGAAUGGUGCCAAGAUGACUGCAGUUUGUGUAGGACCUUAUUUGGUGUCCACUCGAGGACACUGUCUGGACGGAGGACAGCUCUCAUCCAGAACGUCAGGCCAACUCACAAAGAGCCGAGCUCUGCGACGCCAGAGCAGAUCCCUGAAAUGUGAUACUAGACAGUCCCGACCUCCUGCUGCAGUGACUGACAAAGCAAACGUAUUUUCGCUGGUUGAAAGUGAUUUGGGGUUCCGUUCAAAAUGAAUAAAUGUUUUUCUUUUACGCCGUGUUAAAGUGGGGAGCAGCGGAGAGAUGUGGCGAAAAUCUUACCUCAUGCAAAGAAAGAAAGGCAAGAGGUGUCGUGCCUGCUUGAGGAGCAUGGAGGGCAGUGACUAGAAAUAAGUUUGUGUGGGUUUCGGUGCCUCUUGCAAAAAAAAUCUAUACAGAUCACUAGCAACAUUUGCCGAGCAUAUCUAAGUGGUCAUGCAUAACAACAUUGCUCAACACCAUUAUUUGUUAUUUCACUGCGUAGUCAGUGCAACGCAAUACGAGUAGCAGGUGCACAUCCUACGGUGGGCAGACGUCGUGGAGCUGGGCAUUAACAAAAUACAACGAGGUAAUGUGCGAAGAACAAUACAGCAAAUAAUAUUGCUGCCAUAAGUUGUACAGUGACUUGUUAGUUCAAUUUCUCUUUUUUUUUUUUCUAUGCCAGGGUGUAUUAUAUGGGAAACAGUGUACAUAUGUAGUAUAGGUGCUAUGUGAUCAUGACCACUAGAGACAUUGUGUACUUGUUUUAUACAAUGUGCUCCAGAGAAAAUAAAUCUUACAAAAAUAUC